AUGGAUAAGCUACUAUCAUCUCUAAUUAACUUUCAAGUAAAUGAAGAGUUAAAAAACAGUGGUAAUAUUAGUGAUAGAUUAUUAUAUAUAGUUUGGAAUAAUAUAUUUUUAAGAAAUGAAAUUCAUAAACAUAUUUUAAAGUUUAUUGAACAUAGUACUGUAGAUCUUGAUAGAUCACAAUAUAACCAGUUUAAAGAUAAAUCAUAUAUAACAACACUUAAGUGGCAUAGUGAUACACUUCCAGAUAAAAAUGAAUUUCCACCAUUUUUGAAAAAUUUAUAUUUGUACACUUUUAAUAAAAUGUUAAAUCCAACAACUUUACCAAAUUCAAUUACUACACUCACAUUCAGUAAUAGAUUUAACCAAGUAGUUCCACCCGGCACAUUACCAAAUAAUCUCACAACACUCACAUUCGGUGAUUAUUUUAACCAAGUAGUUCUACCCGGCACAUUACCAAAUAGUCUCACAACACUCACAUUCGGUCGUGAUUUUAACCAAGUAAUUCCAUCUGGCACAUUACCAAAUAGUCUCACAACACUCACAUUCGGUUUUCAUUUUAACCAAGAAGUUCUACCUGGCACAUUACCAAAUAGUCUCACAACACUCACAUUCGGUCAUGAUUUUAACCAAGUAGUCACACCUGGCACAUUACCAAAUAGUCUCACAACACUCACAUUCGGUGAUGAUUUUAACCAAGUAGUUCUACCGGGCACAUUACCAAAUAGUCUCACAACACUCACAUUCGGUCAUGAUUUUAACCAAGUAGUCACACCUGGCACAUUACCAAAUAGUCUCACAACACUCACAUUCGGUGGUGAUUUUAACCAAGUAGUUCUACCGGGCACAUUACCAAAUAGUCUUACAACACUCAAAAUCGGUUAUUAUUUUAACCAAAUAGUUCUACCCGGCACAUUACCAAAUAGUCUUACAACACUCACAUUCGGUUUUUAUUUUAACCGAGUAAUUCUACCUGGCAUAUUACCAAAUAGUCUCACAACACUCACAUUCAGUUUUCAAUUUAACCAAGAAGUUCUACCUGGCACAUUACCAAAUAGUCUCACAACACUCACAUUCGGUCAUGAUUUUAACCAAGUAGUCACACCUGGCACAUUACCAAAUAGUCUCACAACACUCACAUUCGGUUAUUAUUUUAACCAAGUAGUUCUACCGGGCACAUUACCAAACAAUCUCACAACACUCACAUUCGGUGAUGGAUUUAACCAAGUAGUUCUACUCGGCACAUUACCAAAUAGUCUCACAACACUCACAUUCGGUGAUUAUUUUAACCAAGUAGUUCUACCCGGCACAUUACCAAAUAGUCUUACAACACUCACAUUCGGUCAUUAUUUUAACCAAGUAGUCACACCUGGCACAUUACCAAAUAGUCUUACAACACUCACAUUCGGUGAUUAUUUUAACCAAGUAGUUCUACCGGGCACAUUACCAAAUAGUCUCACAACACUCACAUUCGGUUUUGAUUUUAACCAAGUAGUUCUAUCUGGAACACUACCAAAUAGUCUCACAACACUCACAUUCGGUCGUUAUUUUAACCAAGUAGUCACACCUGGCACAUUACCAAGGUGA
This is a messenger RNA of Dictyostelium purpureum, 1584 nucleotides long. RefSeq lists its product as uncharacterized. NCBI's taxonomy places the organism in Eukaryota, Evosea, Eumycetozoa, Dictyosteliales, Dictyosteliaceae. The record is from RefSeq and is a predicted model, not a curated record. The coding region runs from base 1 to 1584 and encodes 527 amino acids. The transcript has 2 exons.